AUGGGUGAUGAGGUCUGGUCACUGAAAGAAGUUUGCAGAACUUUUGACGAGAGAAUGUCGCAUGUGGUUGGCCACGCGUGUGUUUUUUGUGACCGGUGCAGUCAGCGCAAGCCUAGUCUUGUUCUUCUCACUGCUGACGCCGGCCAGUUCUUUGAAGUUGUCAAACCACAUGUUGCGAUUUCUGCGGCCCGUCGUGUUUUUGAAAGGUGUUCACGGGUGUCGGGUAAGAACUGUGUCACUGUCUUGCGGGGCGAACGUCGCGUGGCUUUCCUUGGUGGUAGCUGUGGCCAUAGGCUGGACAGGUUUGUUUUCUCUUUUUCCAAACUCCUCCUUGCUUUUGCUGCUUGUCUCUUGAUGUCGUUUUGUACACUUGGUGACAUGGUUUGGAGAAUGACUGGCCUGCCUAUUGGAGGCGUUGUGUCCAAAGUUGCUUCAAGUUUUGUACUUGCUGUUGAAGAACAUGAUUGGGCUUUGGACAUCGCCCGUCGUCGCAGACAUGGGUUUAGCCGUCGUGUCCACGCGUGGGAUUUCGAAGUGGCCCGAGCAAGGUACGUUGAUGACAUCUUGUGGCUGUCCGGUCGCUAUUGUCAUGCUGGCUUGUGCCGUGCGGUGUCCCUGGCUUAUUCCGUUCCGUUUGACAUUGAUGCUUGUGCUGCUUAUGUGACUUGGUUGGACAUGGAGUUGCACUUGCCUGAUUUGUCUUGGCGUAUGAAACCGUCCAUGUGGACGCUCCCGCCCCCUUGGGGCGCCCCAAAAGGUUACGCGCAUAGUUUCCUUUGCGGCCGUUUACAGAGGUGGUCGGAAGUUCGCCUCAGUGACGAUGCAUGGCUGACAGCUGCUACCAAUUUGUUUCUCAGCUUUCGCGAUGCUGGGUGGCCCGUGCGUGUCAUCAGAGCUGCUGUUUUCAAAGCUGGGAGACUGACAAGGGUUAAAAGAGACAUGUUGCUCACGGUGCUUCAUGUCUCUUUUUUACAUUAA
Messenger RNA from Durusdinium trenchii, 978 nucleotides. NCBI's taxonomy places the organism in Eukaryota, Dinophyceae, Suessiales, Symbiodiniaceae. The record is from the annotation of a GenBank genome assembly.